Messenger RNA from Onthophagus taurus, 815 nucleotides. It is a transcript of the gene mRpS7, whose product is annotated as mitochondrial ribosomal protein S7. The record is from RefSeq and is a predicted model, not a curated record. Gene Ontology annotation, biological process: translation. Lineage: Eukaryota; Metazoa; Arthropoda; Insecta; Coleoptera; Scarabaeidae.
CAAAAGAUCUAAUGGACAUUUAAUCUAAAAUCAUCGUAACCUAAAAUUAUCAAAAAAUAAAAAUAAGGCAAUGAGGAUGGCUUUAAAGAGUUUAUUCGAAAAAUGCGGCAUUUUAAAGCGAAAUCCCCAAAUUAUAAGCGUUUAUUUACAACAAAAACUAAUGUCUCAGUACCCAAGCUUCUUUGUUAAACCCGUAUUUCGUAAAGAAGAUCAAACCUCUCUAGCGGAAACUGGCGAAUUACAAAAAUUAGCUCAUAUUCCAACGAGAGCCGCUUUAAACCACCAAACUAGUUCGCUUUUUUACGACCAUCAAAUAAGUUUAUUCAUAAAUUACGUAAUGAAACAAGGGAAAAAAUCGUUAGCAAGAGAUAUUGUAGGAAAAGCUUUCGAAAAAGUAAAAAGAAUCCAACUCGAAAAGUACCACAAAGCCAACGAAACGGAUAAAGAAAACAUCGUGUUAUCGCCAAAAACGAUUUUCUACGAAGCCAUUAAAAAUUGCACCCCCAUUCUACAAUUGACACCGAUUAAAAGAGGGGGUGUUCGAUACCAAGUUCCCGUUCCGAUAACUGAUAAGAGGGGGCAAUUUUUAUCGAUGAAAUGGCUCAUUGAAGCUGCUAAUGAAAAGGAAAGAAAGGUGCAUUUCCCUGAAAAAUUAGCUUACGAACUUAUUGAUGCUGCUAAUAACACGGGGCGUGUUGUGAAGAAAAAACAAGAUUUACAUAGGCAGUGUGAAGCUAAUAGGGCUUAUGCCCAUUAUAGAUGGAGUUAAUUUGUUUGUAAUAAAAUUAAAUAAAAUAAAUUGUUUUUAAGCGACA